AGUUCGUUACUCACAGCUCGCGGGAAAAAGGAAAGACAGAGAGAGAGAGAGAGAGAGAUGGGGACGAGAGAGAAGGAUAGAGAUCUAGAACGUCUGAUACCUGUUGGAGGACUUGGGAUCCUUGAGAAUGGAGGCUCUAAAUCAUCAUCAUCUUCCUCCGCAUCCCCUUUGCCCUCCUCUUCUCAUCACUCCGGCAAAGAGGCAUUUUACAAAGUAUUUCGUAGCUGGGCUUCAAAAAAGUUUAUGUCAGGAUGUGUCAUUUUACUUCCUAUAGCAAUCACGUUCUACACCACUUGGUGGUUCUUUCAUUUUGUGGAUGGGUUCUUCUCCCCAGUGUAUGCUCAUCUGGGUAUCAAUGUAUUUGGUCUUGGGUUUGUUACCUCUAUCACUUUUAUCUUCUUGGUUGGUGUCUUCAUGUCUUCAUGGUUGGGAGCUUCUGUUCUUGGUUUGGGAGAAUGGUUUAUCAAGAAAAUGCCCCUCAUGAGCUAUAUAUAUACUGCAUCAAAACAAAUUAGUGCAGCAAUAUCACCAGAUCAGGGUUCCCAUGCUUUCAAGGAAGUGGCCAUCAUAAGGCAUCCACGUAUUGGGGAAUAUGCAUUCGGAUUUAUCACAUCUACCGUUAUUCUGCGUAAGAGCUCAGGAGCAGAAGAGCUCUGCUGCGUUUACGUCCCGUCCAAUCACCUUUAUCUUGGAGACAUUUUUCUAAUCAAUUCAAAGGAUAUUAUGAGACCUAAUCUCUCUGUUCGAGAAGGGAUCGAGAUUGUCAUCUCUGGAGGCUUGUCCAUACCACAGAUAUUGACUACAACAGAUGCGCAGACCAUUCUUUCGCCAAGAGUUGGGAAAUUUGCCAUCCCACAAGUUUAAUGGUGGUUUCUAAAUGGUGAAAACUUUGUUUUAUAUUCUUGAGAAAACAUAAAAUGUAUACGGAUAUGAGGCAGUUUAACAAUCACUAACAUGAACUAGUCCAGAAUCCUAGAUUAUUAAAGAGAGUUUUGAGAAAGUUCAGACUUCUAUAUAUGCUAGGAAUCCUCAGACUGUUGAUUUUGAUGUUCAGAAAGAGUUCAUGUCUUAGGGUUUUUCUUGACUUUCUUUUUAUGGUGAUUGUAAACAAAGGUUGAUAUGCUUUACAUGUUGUUUGCGACUGUAAAUUGGCUGGCCAAGACAUCUCCAGUGAAGGGUAGUAAUUAUAUUUAGUGUUUCUUCUCUUUGCUGUGGUUUACUGGAACAUGAAGGCAUUGUCAUCUGAAUAA
This is a messenger RNA of Camellia sinensis, 1250 nucleotides long. Its product is annotated as protein LIKE COV 3. NCBI's taxonomy places the organism in Eukaryota, Viridiplantae, Streptophyta, Magnoliopsida, Ericales, Theaceae. Gene Ontology annotation, cellular component: Golgi apparatus. The record is from RefSeq and is a predicted model, not a curated record.